Molecule: messenger RNA, 949 nt
Organism: Urocitellus parryii (Arctic ground squirrel)
Lineage: Eukaryota; Metazoa; Chordata; Mammalia; Rodentia; Sciuridae
Product: 5-hydroxyisourate hydrolase-like
Biological process (GO): purine nucleobase metabolic process
Molecular function (GO): hydroxyisourate hydrolase activity
Source: RefSeq, a predicted model, not a curated record
CCCCGCCCCGCCCCCAAGCCCCGCCCCGCGCCCGCAGCCCCAGCCCCCGAGUCCCUGCCCCGGAGGUGGGAGGCGUUCCACCGCCCCCAGGAAGCCCUGAGCCCCUGAAGGCGGCUGGGCAGCUCCUGGGGACAGUGCGGGUGGAGCGCGCCAGCUAGGGAGACGCCGGCAGGACGAGGAGCGGCUCGCCCAGGGGUGGCCACACAGGCUGGGCUAACCGGAGGGGCCUGUGGUGGCCACCUCCCACUAGGGCCGAAUGGGCAUCCCACAGUCCAGAGAUAGCGAGCUGCCCAGCACAGCUUCGCAGCUGCUGCCCUCCAGCUAUACACCUGGACUCGCCUGAGAAGUGCAGAUGCAGGGCUGGGGACCCAGUGCACAGGCCCUCAGGAGCUCACCCUGCCCCUCCUGUGAUCCAAGGCACUGGCAUGGAGCCUGAGAGCAGCCCCCUGACCACACACGUGCUAGAUACUGCGUCUGGGCUCCCAGCCCGCGGCCUGCGCCUCCACUUGUCUCGGCUUGAGGACCUCAGCCAGCAGUGGACAGAACUGAAGAAAAGCUACACAGACCUGGACGGCCGCUGCCCUGGGCUCCUGAGGCCAGRCCAGAUGAAGCCUGGCACCUAUAAGCUGUCCUUCGAAACCCAGGGCUACUGGAAGGAGAGGGGGCAGGAGAGCUUCUAUCCAUACAYAGAGGUUGUCUUCACCAUCACAAAGGAGACCCAGAAGUUCCAUGUGCCUCUGCUGCUGAGCCCGUGGUCCUACACCACCUACAGAGGGAGCUAGAGCACAGCCUGGCUGGAGGAGCUAUUUACCUAUCCUUGCUCUGGCUGGGCUGCCUGCCCAGCCACACUCAGUGGUCACCCACUUCCUUGGGGAGGUUCUGGCCCCGCUCUGGAGUUUCUCCGUGGGCAGCUGUGACUUGGGUCAAUAAAAUCAGUGCUACAUCUGCA